Amphiprion ocellaris (clown anemonefish) is the source of this 12086-nucleotide messenger RNA. RefSeq names its product clavesin 2 (gene clvs2). Gene Ontology annotation, molecular function: phosphatidylinositol bisphosphate binding. Gene Ontology annotation, cellular component: membrane. Bases 1 to 1002 code for a protein of 333 amino acids. The record is from RefSeq and is a predicted model, not a curated record. Lineage: Eukaryota; Metazoa; Chordata; Actinopteri; Pomacentridae. The transcript is spliced from 5 exons.
AUGACUCACUUACAGGCUGGCCUCUCUCCAGAGACCCUGGAGAAGGCCAAGGUGGAGCUGAAGGAAAACCCGGAGACUUUACACCAGGACAUCCAGGAGGUCCGGGACAUGAUCAUCACCCGGCCGGAUAUCGGCUUCCUCAGGACAGACGACGCGUUUAUCCUCAGAUUCCUCCGGGCGAGGAAAUUCAACCACUUCGAGGCGUUCCGGCUGCUGGCACAGUACUUUGAGUACAGACAGCAAAAUCUGGACAUGUUCAAGAACUUGAAAGCCACCGACCCCGGCAUUAAGCAGGCCCUGAAGGACGGUUUCCCCGGGGUGCUCUCCAACCUGGACAGAUAUGGCAGGAAAAUACUGGUUCUGUUCGCUGCCAACUGGGACCAGAGCAGGUACACGUUUGUGGACAUACUGAGGGCGAUCCUGCUGUCGUUGGAAUCUAUGAUAGAAGAUCCUGAGCUGCAGGUCAACGGCUUCAUCCUCAUCAUCGACUGGAGUAACUUCACCUUCAAACAGGCGUCCAAGCUGACCCCCAGCAUGCUGCGGCUGGCCAUCGAAGGGCUGCAGGACAGUUUUCCUGCCAGAUUUGGAGGGAUUCACUUUGUGAACCAGCCCUGGUACAUCCAUGCUCUCUACACCGUUAUUCGGCCUUUCCUCAAAGACAAAACCAGGAAGAGGAUCUUUAUGCAUGGCAACAACCUGAACAGCCUCCACCAGCUCAUCCACCCAGAGAUCCUACCAUCAGAGCUCGGUGGGAUGAUGCCACCGUAUGACAUGGGGACGUGGGCUCGAACCCUGCUGGACCACGCCUACGACGAGGAGAAUGACUACUGUCCGGAGUCCUACACUCUGUCAGUACAAGACCUGGAAAGAGACCUGGAGAAGAACCUGUCUCCAAAAACCAUGAAGAGGUCUCAGUCGGUGGUGGAACCUGGAGUCCUGAAGCGACCAGACAAAGUCAAGAGCGAAGAAGACAACAUGCAGCCACUGCUCUCGCUAGACUAAACCACACUUUAGCAGCUGACAAGCAAAUGCAAAUCAGUAUUUACACACACAAAUACACUGACUUACCCGUGCACAUACUGGAAGCAACGCGCGCCCUGAAAAACACCUUCCUCCAGAAAAACGCUGCCGCACCUACUGUUGGAUUCAAGUUUCAAGACAACCAGAGACGAGAAAGACGUUUCCUCAGAUCAAAGGCCAUCCUAAGAGCUACUGAUGGUGUUCUAUAUAUUUAUUUAUUUAUUUAGUUAUUUGUCAAGUGCCAAUUCAAGAAACUGUAAAUUUACGUCUUUGAACAAUCCAGUAUAGGGAAUGGAAGAUACGGCUCAAUAGCAAGCAAAACUGAAAACAAAUGACAAACAAAUGGUGAAGGUCCCACAUAUGUGUGAAAACAGUGUUUCUUACAGUUGUGUAAUAUAUAGAUGAGGAGGGAUGUGAAAAACUGGAAAUAAUUCAAAGAGGGCUUGGAGCCACUGCCGGAGCUUCGGAGCAGCAGUUUUUUUUUCUUUUUUGUACAGUAAUUCGAGGAAACUAUGGGCAAGAAGCACGGCUCAGGAUUAGCAGCAGCGACGUUAUCGAGCUUGUUCAACCUCCUGGACCCAAACUGGCAAACAGGCAGUGGGUUUACUGGGAGUUUACUGGGUGUUUAUUAGGGGGUUUGGCGUCUUUCCUGUGAAAACAAUGUCUGAACUAUCGGUCUCGCUCCAGUUAUCUCUUGGAAAAGCAAACCCCCCUUUACGGUAAGAGCUGGCUCUAUGAAUCAUCUGCUGUUUCCUUUCAGCCAUUUUCUCUGCUUCUCUGACCCACAUGUCACAGAAUACAGUACUUUCCUCUGCCAUUAGUUGAAAGCUGCAGGCUCUUUGUGAACAUUGACUCACAUCAUUAUUUAUUUGUUUGGCAGAAGAUGACCAAAAGAUAUAUUUUCAGAAUAUAAUGGGCUGCCAGACAAAUGAAAAGGGUUAAAUGUAAUUUUAUAAAAGCAGAGAAAAGGCAAGUGUGUCAUCCUCUCCUUUGACUUUGUGGCACAUGUGUUGUAUUUUUGGCAAUAAUAAUCUUCUGACAAGUCAGGCAUUACCACAGCAAACCAUCUGUUUCCAUGUCAUCGGGGUAAACAAUUAUAAGAUUUGGGAAUUAGGGACUACAGUACCGUACUGGUGUGUUUGCAUGUUUAAUAGAAAAUAUACAUAUGUUACACAGUAUUAGUGACUGAUUAUUUUCUGCCUAAUACCCUGAGAUAGAAUUCAUUUAUUUUCCUUAAUCCCAGCUGUGACUGAAUUUCUUUGCGUUUAUUUAAGCACAUAAUUAGCAUUUGCAGUUUGACACUUGCUAGCUUUCUCUUGAGCUUUGAAUUGUAUUCAACGCUAAAAUAAUAAUUAACAGAUUGAAGACUUUAAGCAUUCAUGUGCCAUCAAGUGACAAGAAAAUGACUUCAGUAGCACCAUUAGGUUAAUUGUUUUUAUUCUUUUGAGUACAGGAAGUAAACUCACAUUUUGGCUUUCUUGUGUUCAAUGUGUGGCUCAGGAACUAGACAUCUUUUAGCAGCAGACUCUUAGAGUCUUUUCACACCAAACUCAUUUGAAUCAGCUGUAAAACUUCCCACAAACUACAACUCAGACCCAAUCUGAGUUUCACUCUGGAUGAAACUGAACCAUUAUGUUUUGUCUCUAGCUUGAGGAAUUUUUUUUGGAAGGUAUUACGGCAGGUAUUAGUCAGAAAUUAGUCACUGAAAGGGGAAAGACGAGAUGCCUCAAGAUCAAAAAGCAGUGUGUGAGAAGAAAAUUAGCAUUUUUAUGAUGAUCUACGUAGCAUUGGGGUGUUUUCCAGUGUGGAACUUGUGGCUGUCUUAGGUAACCUUACUUUGUGUUCCCGCUGCAAGAACCACUGCCUGUAGAACCUCUUUUAGGGCCAUUUAUUUAAAGAAAAGAGUACCUACUCCACAUGGAUCAACAUAACAAACCCUCUAUUUUGUUAUUGUCUGUCUGCCUAUACAACUAGAGCCACUUGACCCACUUGAACUAUAAACUAUUAUUUGUCGUCAUUUUGAUGCACUCUGAGUUGACGUUGCAGUCAAACCUGUCAGAUCCAACUCAACAAUGGAAAGAGAAAGCCUGAAGUGGCCACUUAGGUGGUCAUUCAUGUCAAGGUUUCCACCUCCUUGCAUUUGCCUGAAGUUCCUGAAGCUGCCUGUUUUGGGUAUUUGCAAAUCAGUCAAUGUCAAGUAUAGGAAGAUGCAACUCAUGUGGGCAAUGAUGACAGGAUGAAAGUAUGCAAUAUAAAGUACUCCAGUGCACUCAUGUAAAAGCCAUGUGAAACCAAAAAUAACCAAAUCAGUGUAUAUAAUGAAAUAAAAACAUGAAGCUUCAUUUGGAUUUUCGGGUGUGGAAAGGCCCUAAAAGGUGUCCUGUGGAGUUUAGGACCACUAAACAUGGAACAGAAAUGCUGCACAAAUUAGUCAAUAAAAUCUAAAACAAUGCUUUGUUUACAAGACAAAAUUCACAAGGCCGCUUUAAAAUGUUUCCUGAGCACACAACAUCUGCAGACAUCUGGUUAACUGCAAUAAUUUAGCUCAAAUAAGUUCACUGAAUAAAGACACACACAGGACUGAAGUUGGAAACAUGACUGGGAGUAAAUGUGGUCAAAGUAUGAUCCUUCAUAUUUUCUGCAGUUAUUAUUUUCUGUACAGAUGUUUUAAAGACUAAACAAUUGUUAUACUUUAUUUCAGAUUAUCCAUAUUUAAAGUACAGUAUUUUAUUAUAAUUAGUCAGAUUACACUUUAAAUUCAGCAGGUUGACAAACUACUGCUGCAGUGUAGAUACAGUAGGAUAUAUUUAAAGUGACACACACUAUUUUUUUUUGAUUGCUCCACUAAUGUUGUCCAUAAAUACUUUUUAGCAUGAAACUGUCACCAGCUGAAGGUGUUUGACAUGUUGUAGUUUAGGUUCUUCCACAUCACCCAUUCCCCACCGGCGCAUGCAGUGCAGAGGUAUGACAACCGAAUGUUAAGAAGGCAAAGAGGACAGGAGGCAGGAAAACUGUGACUGUGAUGAGCAGAGCAGCAGAGGCGGGCUGGAAAACAGACAGCAGAGCAGAUCACAGAAAAGCCGGCAGGCAAGAAGCGUGAGGUGGCCGGCUGCAACGAGAGCAGACAGCUGGAAUGUUAAGCUAUCACACCAGCGUACAUGACAUGUCAACCCCACUUAGAAGCGCUCAGAGGCUCAACCCUGCGCAAAGUGGAGUUAGACUCCGUUAUCAGUGGUUCCCCCUUCGGCCCAGUGUGGUCCGUAUGGUUCCACUGAAGUCUAAAUCAGGGUUAGAUGGAGAUAAUAAUCUGCCAGUGUGAUGAUGAUGAUGAUCACUGUACUGAAUAUGUGAUCAGUCAGAGCAGUGAGGGAAGCCUGGAAGGAUUCUUCUGUUUAAAGCUCAGAGUAAUGUCUUGUCUUGUUGAAUUUUUAUUAUUAAUUCACCCUUCGCUUAACCCCGUGUUGCUAAACGUGUUGGGCUUUUGGUUAUACACGGCACGUAUUCAGUUUACAAUGUCACCAGUGACAGACUGAGCAGGUCCCAUAGUGUGGCCCUUUUUAGCAAGUUAAUUAAAGUCUCGUACGUCCCCAGUGUGUCCUUCACAUUUCAGCUCAAAAUAGUGCAAAUGCUGAUUUCAUCCCUGUUCUAAAUGGGGCAUUUUACGUUCUAUAGCUUUAAAUGCAGCUGACUUGCUGCUGCUCAAGCCCCUUUCAGGAAGAAGACUCUCCAUGUGUCUGUGAUUGACAGUGACCUAAACAGUUGACAGCACUGCAACAAAAACAGCUGGGAAUUCCUUUUUAUUGCUUCUAGGUUUCUCUCUAAGUGAUCAUUUUACAUGGAGAUUUUGCCAAAUUCAAUGAUUUAAACCUUGUUUGUCAAAAGCAAAUUUUAGUGGUGCAGAGAUAAGUAGCUUACAAAUGGCUAUGAAUACUGGUUAACAUGAAGUCUUAAUGGACUGAAUUUCAGUCACUAUUUAAUAUUCGUUCAGGUGUCUGACAGCAGAAACAGAAACAUAUGUAAAUGACAACAUCUUUAUUGUGAAUUCAGUCGUAUUAAAAUACAGUACAUAUGAGCAUAGAGAGCAGGAGAGAAGCAAAUACAUGUAAACGCUCGCUGAGUUCAGGUUGAGGCACAAAUUAUUAGGGAGAAACAAUAUAAAAAUGAACUUUCACCAACUUUCAAUUCAAUUGUGACUCCUUAAUUUCAUAUAGUGGCAAAGCUACAAGAGGCUAUAGCUACAUGUCUGUAUCUUCUUCCAGUGUUGUCAGGUGGACAGUAAUCAGUGUGUUUGUACAAUAAUGUGUACAAUUAUGACUAAUAAUAUCUUAAAAAAAAAAAUCAAUCUGUGUGAUACAUCUGACAUGUCAGAGUUUCAUUUUUUUUUAACUAAGAAUAAAAUGCUAAUGAGCUGAAUUGGAACCAGCCUGGCUAGUCAUCAUACAUUAAACACUUCAAGAAUGUCUUUCAGAAAACUGACCUUGAAUCUGUCAUUAGUGAUCCAGUCACUGGCGUCUCAUGAGAGAGUCGCUUGUUAAUCUCCAGACCUGUUGUGAGCAGACUUUCAAGUGCUCACUGUGAUUUAUAUAUGUUAAGAUUCGCUCUACAGCCUGAAUUUUCAAGUUUUCAUUGUAGUCACACCAAAUGAACCAACUUAAAUUAGCAACUUUACAUAUUCGUGCAGCUUGUUGCCAAGUAAAACCAAAUAUAGUGUUUUCCUUCUAGACAAUUGAUUGCUUAGAGUUAAUAUAGGUUUUUAUUUUUGCUGUAACUGACACUGGUGAUGCCACGAUGACAGCUCUUUGUCAACGUGUCUAUGGUUCUUUUCAUUGAGGCUCAUGUAAAAGUUUUUCCUCACUCAACUGUUUGUAAUUAAAUGACAUGGCAUGAAUGCAGCAUUAAAACAAAGACACCACACUCCUUUUGAGUUGCUUCUCUCCCUACAGCCCCAUAUACACUAUAGGCUUGACAGAACGAGUUCAGUUUGUUGAGCUAUAACUGGACAAUCACUGCUGAAGGAGUGGGUUUAGUAAAUCCCACUCUAUCAGUUGACUUCACUCACAGUCAGCUGCAACUUCAACAGUCACAGCCUCCUGUUUCUGUGUCCAUUAUGUAAUAAAGUAAAAACAUUUUUACUGAGUAAAUGCAAGUUCAGUGCAGGCGUCCAUGAUAAUGGCACUAACGCAGGUUGUAAAGAGAGAGGGGAAAACAUUGAGCACAAUCAUCUCCUCACAAUCAGCUCUAUUAGAAGGAAACAGCUCCUGAUACUCUGAUGAUUGCAUCAUUAAAGUCAUUUUAGGAGAAAAAAAACACAAUAGGUGCUUUUUGAACUCCAUUUAUCAAGGCAGAGCUCUUUCUUUUCAAGCCAUUUCUUAAAGAGAUUUCUCAGUGCAGUGAGACCCAGUGACCUCUCAAUGCCUGUGACGGUGGCAAAAAGCUACCGGGGAUGAAAAUGAUGGAAAAUUACACCGGCAUUGUUCUCUAAACCUACACACAGUCGCCUUUUCUUCAGAAAAAUCCAGGCAUGUCAUCAGCCUAAAUCGCAAAAUGGGAUUGAAACAGUAAAGAGGCGGCGUUUUAGAAACAACCCCAAGCUCAGCUUUUAUUAUGAGAUGUUAUUUUGGUGAACCGUGUGGAGUUCAGCAUCAUGAACUGAAGUUAACUCUUGGAAGAAGAUUGGAUGGAUGCUGGGGACAACAAGCUCUGACAGACAGCUCUGUUUUUUGUGAUUACUUAGACUGUAAACCUGCAAAAAAAAUAACUAACUUUUAGUUAUUGUUUCACUUGCUGCAGUAGAUUGAACUAAUUUAAGGUCUUUCCAGAGUCUACAGGACAUUAAAUGUUUUGCUGUUAUUUAAUAAACCUCCAAAGCUUUAAAGAUUUUAAUUCAGUGAGAAAGUCUAGUCAGUGUAAAAGCUGUUUUGCCAUGCAGAGUCACAGGGGAGGGUUACCAACUUCCAGAGGAACUGUCUUGCCUAAUCUUGCAAUUAAUUCCUAUUUUAAGAUAGUUAAUGUUUACUGUUAACCACAUAAGAUGCAUCCACAUACUGUUUUAUGCAAAUAGUAACUCUGACAGUGUAAAUCCUUACUGUGCAGCAUAGUUUGCUGUUGCAUGUUUCAGAUUUGUUUACACAGCUCAAUACAAACACACACAUUCGCACAAUUACAAAUUACAAUGACAACAUAUGGAUUAUACAUUACUUUUGAUUCUAAAUCUGCUUCAGUAAUCCUUGACUCCCAAUUUAAAAAGGCCUACAAUCCCUGCUGAUUCUUCUUCGUGAAGACUGAAGACUUUAAAGUAAAAAUGAAUAUUUGUAAUUAUCCAAUCCACUCUCUUCAGGAAUUACAUUAAAUGUGACAAUAAUAGCGUUUACAUGCACACUAAUAUUCCACUGUUGUUUUGAAUUUGAUAUAGGCCAUGUAAACAGCAUGUCCCGAAUACAGCAUUUUUCGAUUACGACAUGAAGGAUACGCCUUUAAUUUUCAUUCUUUGAACACAUAUAUCUCAAUUGGUGUUAUACUACAGACACAUGAAUUCUUGCCUGUUCUCUGUUUGUUGCACGCAAACCAACAAGACAACAGUUUGCAAGAAUGGGGUAGAGAUGUAUGCCAAAAGAAAAGGCCAUAUUUCAAUUCAGAAGGAGAAAGACGCCUGAAUUUAAUCAUUAAGAAAGGAAAACUUGGAUGUCAAUGAGUUUUUUGUAUAAAUAUCAGAACAACAACCUUUUACCUGUCUAUGGAAAACCAGACAAUGCAAGUGGGAAUAUUAUUAUGAUAUUUGUAUAUUCAUUACUCAUAUAAACAGCUUAGGAGGAUGAUUGUCCUCUUUGGACGAGGGACAAAAACUGGAACAUUUUGUGCAUGUAAAUGUAGUCAGUUAUUUAUAUCCAGGGCUAAUGUUCAGUGCCAGUAUUGGAACCGCAGUCUGCUCGGAAUGAGAUAAAAAUAAAGACAUAAAAACCCAACCAAGUCAUUGUAGUUGCCAAAUCUUAGCAAGAUAAAGUAAGAGAAUAAUCAUCUUCAUCCAAGAUAUCACUCACUGAACAUAAUCUGAGGUUUCUCUAAAUCAUCUGAUAGCAGUUUCUUCAUGGUGAUGGGGAUAAACUAUCUAAGAAAACUCUUCUUCAACUGAAAGAUAAUCAUCAGGCUGUUUUUUUCACUGCAGGACCUUGCAGGCUGUUUGGUGAAGGAUUAAAACCUUUGAGCUUGUUCCAAAGAAUCGACCUGGUAGAACCUCUUCCAGUUUAGAACCAGGUACCGCUGGGCAGGUGUUUCUGAGAUGCCCUGGAAAAGUUGAAGACAAUGAACACUAUUUCUUCUUCCCCCUUGAUGUUCUCAUUCAACAGCAGUCAUCUCCUUUGAAACAUCACCGCCAGCAACGUAAAAAUGACAAUAUUUCUAACUUAACAAGCGUCCAUUGUUCCUUUGUGCUCAUAGAACUGGCAGUGACAACUAACAAUUUCAUUUGGAAGACACUUUUAUCCAAAGCGACAUACAUCUCAGAGUAGAUACAAGACAAGGUAGGUAGGUAGGACAACACUAAGGACCUUGCCUAAGGGUCAUCAUUAGACAUCUGCACCCUGACCUGGAUUUGAACCACUAAUCUCCCAUAUCAAGGUCAGGGAUGCCAGUCAUUGAGCUGUCCAGCUGCAAUAUGCUCCAUUAUUGCUAUUUAUCAUUGUUUUGGUGCGGUCAGUGGUCAAAGCUGUUGGAUCUUGCACCACAAUAGAAACAGAGAGCCUGAAAACUCCAAUUACAAGGCCGUUCCUUUAAAUGUUGGUUCCACCUCAUUUCCUGCCCCGAGUUCCUGCAGUGGAAAGACGCCUAUUAAUAGCAAAGCAUAUUUCAUCAACAAUCUUCAAUCCAAAGUUUUAUCAGCACCAGUACAGCUGCCAGUUUUCAAAAACACAAAGGUGUAAAUUUAAAGCCUUUAAUAUUAACAAUAAGAUUAUUUUUGUCAAACCUUUUUUUUUUUUUAAAACUAACCAAAUACUGGCAUUUGUCAGCCUUUUUUCUGACAAAUGCAUUAGAGAAGUAAUUGUACUAGUUUGAAUUAAUCAGUCACACACUUGGGGGGAAGUAUACAACCAGACUGUGUGGACAUCAGAGAGACUUAAACAAACUGUGGGUCAGAGGUGAUGCAGACAGACACACUCAUGAAGUGUUUUAGAUGCAGAUUCAUGUGCGUUAGUUGAUCUAUUUUUCACAGUUGCAGCAGAACAGUAAGAGCCGAUUCAAUCUGAAUAUCAGACGUUCAGGAGGAAAUGUAAAGAUCAGCUUCAUAAACAGGGACACACACACACACACACACACACACACACACACACACACACACACACACACACACACACACACACACACACACACACACACACACACACACACACACACACACACACACACACACACACACACACACACACACACACACACACACAGCCACUGUAGAUGCUUCCAGUUGUUAGGAUACAAAGUUUACAUGAAAUAAACAUCUGUAUACUGCUUGAAGCUGAGUGUCACUCAGAGCAUCCUGCAGGUUCGCUGAUUAUUUUAAAGUGUUAGUUGUUGGUAUCAGAGGUUUCUGUUGUAAAACUAUGUAGGGGACUUUAAACACAGUAACUCACAGGUGAAGAUUUUUAAUUUUAUUACAGAUAUACUUUAUUGGGUGAUGCUUUGUGCUUUACCACACAUGCAAGAUUUUUAAAUGGUUUUUUUUUGUCAGUAUUUUAUUAAAAUUGCUAUCUACCUUGUUUAUUACACAGGUGUCAGAUGUUGUAUGAAGUGUAAAGUAUGAGUUUAGAAUCUGUUUUUUAUUUAAGAAAUUCAGCAUUUCGAAUGUUAUCUCUGUGUUGUUGUUAUGUCUGUCCUACUGAUUCUUGGAUGAAAAUAUUGCUGGAGACAUUUCAGAGACCAGCUGUAACAGACGUAACAGUAUCGACGGCUUUCAGGUUUUUAAGCCACUCAGAGAGCCACUGUGGAGGUCCUCAGCGAUUUACCUACACCUUUGAUUCGACCAUCUCAACAAAUGGGAACACAAAUAACUCAUUUCUGGGGUUUUUUUCCCUGGAAUUGUGUAUACUUUAAAAUGGACAUGUAAAACCCACAUGCUGUUUUUGUCGCAUGCAAAGUAAGAUUUCAAGAACACACAUAGAGAGACAUAAAUGAAUCAUCUGUGAAUUUACAUUUAAGUUUAUAAUGUCUAUUUUUACCACAUUUGCAACCUACAAGCUUAGAUUUGCUACCUGACAUUAUUUCAUCUUCCAUUAAUUUUGCAAUGCUUCACUAAUCUAAACAAAUGUCAUAGUUGUGAACCAAUAAUGGGCGUCCAAGAGAGCCGCAGGACUUGUAAAUAUAGCAUCAAGUUACUAUAUGUGUUUCAGCACAAGCCGAACUCGCAAACUGCUUGAUGAAAUGAUUCAUUAUUGUCUUUUUGGCAUCAGAAGACUCAUAUUUUCUGUGAAGAGCAAGCUGCCUCACGUCCUGAAGCAUCUCCAAACACUGCAUGCUGUCAGCUUUAGCAGCUUCAUUAUGAAAUAUUAUUUUUUCAAAAAAAAAGCAUCAACAAAGUAAAUGGAAGAAGUGAAAUUAACUUUUGAGACUUCACCAUUUUAUGGAGAAAUUAUAGGAUUUUCACAUUAAUUGAACUUCAGUGAGAGCAUUAUUGGAAUCCAAGAACCAUCAGAGGAUUUUAAAAAGCUUAUAUGUUAAAAACAAAAUCCAACUUUAAGGUUCUUCUUGGUGUGAGGUUUGCAGUAUUAUAUACUGCAUUAUAUAAUUUAGCUUCAUCAAAUUGCAUGUUUUUCAAAGAAACAACUGUGAUAAUCAUGUAUUUCUACUACUGCAGUGCAUAAAAUGGAGCUUUUGACUGCUUUUUGACUCAUACUUUCUCCAUUUUUACAGCUUGUACUGUAGCACAAAACCUUACAUCCUGUUGAUGAGACCAAAUCACUUUGUAUGGGGAAAAAACAGCAAACAGAUGUACAUUUCAUGAUGAAACACACUGAUUAAGAAUAAAAAAUCAGCUGUAGUUAUUCUCUAGCGGACCUCCAUGGUAGUUCCCAGUGUGGCUAGCAGCACAUUUGUGAUAAAAAUAAAAACCCUCCAUGCUUGGGGCAGCAUUUCUCCAAGUCAGGACAGAGCUUAAUCCCAUUAUGAAACAUAUACAUUGAUAAUGUCCAUCAUGUGUUUGGGAGUUUGUACAAGAGAUGACUUUGCCAUACCUCCAUAUAGAAAUUGGAUGUAUUGUUUGCCUUCAUCUGGUUCAAACACGGCUCCGAAAGAGGACAAGUGUGUUUUUACUGAUGUACAAUAAAUGUCCUGCUGUUAGACAGGCAAUCCAAACUACACUGAUUAACAGGACUUUGUUUUCCCAGUUAAUAGAUCAGUGAAAGUGGCAGAAAUGACAGCACAGCCACUUUAUAGAUUGAUACAAUGUUCACAAGAGUUUUGUUCCAAAGUGAAGAUAUUAAAAAAACAUUAUCUCUGCAAAUAAUGUCUGUCAUGAAAAUGUUAAAUGAAUCAAUCAUAUUUGUCUGAUUUUAUUAAUCAAUUUUCACGCGCUGUUAUUCACAUUAAUGCUUCAUUUUGGAAUGAAACUGUGCAUUCAUAAGCUUUGUCAGUGUACUAUAGACUCUGUAAUGAUUUAUUUUCUUGUAGGUAAUUGGACCAGCAAUGUUCAUUUAUCACUGACGUUGACUAAUGUUCGAUUUCUCUCAGCCAAAGCCACUUCUUCCAUUAAGAACCUAAUGUAUUGUUUCUUCUCAUUAAGUAUUUGUGCUUUGAACAGUUGGACGCUGAAUGACAUUUUUUUAAUGACUGAUAAUUUUUUGAAAAUGAAUGCAUUGCUUUCAGUUGAUUUAUUUAAUUUUCAUAUCACUGAUUGUAUAGUUACAGUAGGAGCUGUAGGGAGACCAAACUAAACCUGAAUUGUGAAGUUAUUAUGGAAAGCCAGUAUAUUAUAGGAGCAAAAGCUGUUCAGUUAGCAGGUGUUAAAUGUAUAAAUGUCCUCAAAGGCAAUUUGCUGAAAUGCAUUAUGUAAAAUGAUCAAAAUAAAUAUGGACACACGCAGA